CAUGAAUUCACAUAACAAUGUGUGGCAUCUGUUGUUCCGUAAGCUUUUCUCUGGAGCAUUUCAGGGAAGAUUUGGAAAAGGAUUUACUGUGUAAUCUUAAAAGACGGGGACCUGAUAGUAGUAAGCAGUUGUUAAAGUCUGAUGUUAACUACCAGUGUUUAUUUUCUGCUCACGUCCUUCACCUGCGAGGUUUUUUGACUGCCCAGCCUGUGGAAGAUGAAAGAGGCAAUGUGUUCCUGUGGAAUGGUGAAGUCUUUAAUGGAAUAAAGGUUGAAGCUGAAGAGAAUGACACUCAAAUUAUGUUUAAUUACCUUUCCUCUUGUAAGAAUGAAUCUGAUGUUCUGUCAGUCUUCUCAGAAGUUCAAGGUCCUUGGUCUUUUAUAUAUUAUCAGGCAUCUAGUCAUUAUUUAUGGUUUGGCCGGGAUUUUUUUGGUCGCCGUAGCUUGCUUUGGCAUUUUAAUAAUUUGGGCAAAAGUUUCUGCCUCUCUUCGGUUGGCUCCCAAACAUCUGGAGAAGCAAAUCAGUGGCAGGAAGUUCCAGCAUCUGGGAUUUUCAAAGUUGAUCUCAAGUCUACUGCCAUUUCUAGACGUAUGGUUUUAAAAUUGUAUCCUUGGAAGUAUAUUUCUAGUGAGAAUGUUAUUGAAGACUCUGUUAAUAACCUGACUCAAAUUUCAGCAGACUUACCAACUUUUGUAUCAGUGACAAUAAAUGAGGCCAAACUAUACCUUGAAAAGCCUGUUGGUCCUUUAAAUAUGAUCUUGCCCCAAGCUCCACUGGAGACGCAGUGCAGUAACAUUUCCAGUGACCUGCCUAGGAGAGAAACACUUCAGAUCUUUCUUUCCGAUAGACACACAAAGGAAGUAAUUCAGCAGUUCAUCGAGGUCCUGAGUAUUGCAGUCAAGAGACGUGUCUUGUGUUUGCCUAGAGAUGAAAACCUGGCACCAAAGGAAGCUUUGAAACCUGGUUGUAGGAUGGCAAGCGUUGCAAUCCUGUUUUCUGGGGGCAUUGAUUCCAUGGUUAUUGCAGCCCUGGCUGACCGUCAUAUUCCGGUAGAUGAACCCAUUGAUCUUCUUAAUGUAGCUUUCAGGACUAAAGAACAGACUGUGCCAGCUAACCUUAACAAAAAAAGGAGUAAACAGAAAAAUCAUUGUGAAAUCCCUUCUGAGGAAUCCUCUAAAUGUCUUACUGCUGAUGAUGAUAAACUAUUCAGUGUUCCAGAUCGAAUCACAGGAAGAGCAGGACUAAAGGAACUACAAGCUCUUAACCCUUCUCGAACUUGGAAUUUUGUUGAAAUUAAUGUUUCUCUGGAAGAACUGCAGAAAUUAAGAAGAACUCGUAUAUGUCACCUAGUUCAGCCCUUGGAUACGGUUUUGGAUGAUAGCAUUGGCUGUGCAGUUUGGUUUGCUUCCAGAGGAAUUGGUUGGUUAGUGACUCCGGGUGAAGUGAAAUCCUAUAAGAGUAAUGCAAAGGUAAUUCUCACUGGAAUUGGUGCAGAUGAGCAACUUGCAGGUUAUUCUCGGCAUCGUGUCCGCUUUCAGAAGCAUGGGCUGGAAGGUUUGAAUAAGGAAAUAAUGAUGGAAUUGGAUCGAAUUUCUUCUAGAAAUCUUGGUCGUGAUGACAGAGUUAUUGGUGAUCAUGGAAAAGAAGCAAGAUUUCCUUUUCUGGAUGAAAAUGUUGUCUCCUUUCUAAGUUCCCUACCAGUUUGGGAAAAGGCAGACUUGACUUUACCCCGUGGAAUUGGUGAAAAACUAAUUUUACGCCUUGCAGCUGUGGAACUUGGUCUCACAGCCUCCGCUCUUCUGCCAAAACGGGCCAUGCAGUUUGGAUCUAGGAUUGCAAAAAUGGAGAAUAAUAAUGAAAAAGCAUCUGAUAAAUGUGGACGACUCCAAAUCGUUUCUUUAGAAAAGGAGAUUAACUCCUAAUAUUAAACAGUGUAACACUAGUUACUGAAUGACAGUUCUAUAAAAAUAUAAUACUCUUCUGCUUUAUUAUUGUAUAAUGUAGUGGUUUUAAAGUUCAUUACAUUAAUUUUUGCUUUUCUGUCACAGACCUUAUAAAACUGGUAGAAUUACCUGAAUGAUA
Messenger RNA from Tupaia belangeri chinensis (Chinese tree shrew), 2082 nucleotides. RefSeq names its product asparagine synthetase domain containing 1 (gene ASNSD1). The record is from RefSeq and is a predicted model, not a curated record. The coding region runs from base 18 to 1922 and encodes 634 amino acids. Gene Ontology annotation, molecular function: asparagine synthase (glutamine-hydrolyzing) activity. The transcript has 3 exons. NCBI's taxonomy places the organism in Eukaryota, Metazoa, Chordata, Mammalia, Scandentia, Tupaiidae.